AUGAAUAGUUCUUCAAAAGCUAAGGUGUUCGUGCAUAGUGAUCGAUAAUGGGAAGAGAUUUGCGUAGGGUAUGUUUAAAUUGUGCAUACAGAUGGUGCUAGUUUUAUAAGAGGAAUAUUGGAAAAAUAAUUGAAGUAAUGUAACAAUAUAGUGACAUAUUCUCAUUUGAAUACAAACAAAGAAGAUUGGUGCAUUAAUUUAAAAGUGAAUCCAGAAAUAAUUUAUGAGUAGCAAGGCGAUAAUAUCAUCUCUUGGGAGGAAAUUGAUUUGAAAUUAGAAAUAGCUAUAAGUUUUAUUGAUUGUAGAUAUUCAUCUGAGUUUUGGAAUUAAUUAUAAAAUAGUAGAAGACAUUUUCGAUACGAUGAUCCAGAAUCAACGUAUCCUAUAAUACCAUCUCAAUAGAAUUUAGAAGCAGUUUAAUUAUGGAUUAGUGAUAAUCCCGAUUUAAUAAUAUAGAAACUUACAACAGAUCCAUAAAACACUUUUUUAGAAGCAUUAGCAAAGAUAUUUUAAGACUCUGAAGCAUAAUAACAUAUUCAUACAUUAGAAUAAUUACAUUAUGUAAUAAGAAAUUUAAGUAUAUAUAUUUGAUGUAUCUCUUUUAGUAUAUUUAAAAAAUGAAAAUGUUCUAAAAAGAUUGCUUAGUGAUAAAUUUUAUAUGACCUUUUUUGGGAUUAUGGAAUGUAAAUUUAUAUUUUUAAUAAUUGUAGAUCAUUCUGAAAAUAGAGGACCACAAAGAGUUUCUUAUAGGAGUUUCUUAAGUUCUGAAUUGAAAUUUCAUUAAAUUACAGAAUUGAAUCCCGAAGUAAUGGAGAAAAUUCACUUUAAUUAUAGAUUGUCAUAUUUGAAAGAAAGUGUUAUGGCAUAUUAUCUUUAUUUAGAAGAUCCAAUAUAUAAUUAAUUCAAUUUUUACAUUAAUUAAAAUAACUAAUAGAUAUUAGAAAGUCUUUUGUUGAAUCACAGAGGAUAAUUUGAAGAUUUUUUGAUAAACUUUGUAGAAAAUCUGGAAUUGAAUUGUAAGUUUAUAAAUGAAUUUUUUUUGUCAUUUAAAUAGUUUUUAUAGAUUCAAUCCUUGAAUGAUGCAUUUGUGAGUUGUAUUGCCAAAGCAGAUUUAUUAAGGGUAUUAUUUUCAAAGACACUAGAAAUAUAAUAACAGUAACUAUGUUUUACAACAUUGUAAUUGACUAUUAUGAUUGCAAAUUCUAAUUCAUAAUACUUCUAAGAAUUUUUGAAAUAAAAUCAAUAACUCUUUUGGUAAAGUAUGGAAACUUUACUGUUUAAUAAUAUGACUACAUUAAAUAGUAUGAUUAUCGACAUAAUUCAGUAUAUCUGUUAGAAUUAGGCAAUCCUAGGAUAAGGAAUAGAUUGGUUGAUGAGAUGUUUUAAUAAAAGAUUGAAUGCAUCUGCAGUAGCAUCAUUAUAAGAGAUUGUGUAACUAAUUUGUUAAUAAUAAAAAACAUUUACUUAAGAAUUGGUAAUACUAUCUAAUCAUAUAUUGAAUAUUUUGGAUUAGCAAUUAAAAUUAGCAAUAAAGGAUAAAUUUAUGAUAAUGCCUACAUUGAAACAUUUUAAGUAUUUAUGUACAUCAAAUUGUUCAUAAAUUGUUAAGCCUUAUUGUGAAUCAUUCAUCAAAAUUACUACAAGUUAAAAAUUAUUUGGAGUAUUAGAAGGUCAAAUAAGAGACAUUAUCAAGUAUAUAAAAUAAAAUACAACUCUUAGUCAAUAUAUUGUAUAUGAUUGAUUUAUUAUUUAGGUUAUUUAAGUAAGGAUUUUAAAUCUGUAGGAUCAUCCUCUAUAUGCAAAGUUGGUACAGCAGUAUUCGUAUGUUCAUAUAGAGGAUGGAUAGAAAACAAGAAUGUAGAUGGAGGAUUUAAAAUAUUAUGAGAAAGAUGAUUCGGAGGAGUAAACACCUCAAUAAUAAACAGUUUAAGUGAUGAGGGAAGAAAUAAGAUUAGAUUUUAACAAAAUUGUUAGAAAAAAAAAUGAUAAUGAUGAAGAUGAAGAUGAAAUGAAAGUUAGAGAACCAAAACCAAAAGGAAUCAUUUUUGGGGAUAAUUGUUUUAAAAGAAUAAAAACGGAUGAUGAUGAUGAGAAUUGAUUUUAUCUUAUUACUCAAUAUAAUAACCCC
Molecule: messenger RNA, 2128 nt
Organism: Paramecium sonneborni
Lineage: Eukaryota; Ciliophora; Oligohymenophorea; Peniculida; Parameciidae
Source: the annotation of a GenBank genome assembly